Messenger RNA from Exaiptasia diaphana, 2405 nucleotides. RefSeq names its product ataxin-2-like protein. Gene Ontology annotation, biological process: cytoplasmic stress granule assembly. NCBI's taxonomy places the organism in Eukaryota, Metazoa, Cnidaria, Anthozoa, Actiniaria, Aiptasiidae. Gene Ontology annotation, cellular component: cytoplasmic stress granule. Gene Ontology annotation, molecular function: RNA binding. The record is from RefSeq and is a predicted model, not a curated record.
UUGUACGUAGAAGUGAAAUAAAAGGAAGCAAACGUACUUUAUAAAUGUCGUCCUAAGAAAUCUUUACCACCUUGAUGCUGAACUAAAGAGAAAKCAGGCUUCGCAAACGUUGAUUGAAGGUUUGUCCUUCAAACGCUACAGGCGUUUUUCUUAUUUAUUACAAUGCUGGCUCGUCUUUUAGUUCGUGGAAUGUCAAGUUGUUUUAACUUUUCUCAAUCAUGAAUCAAACCAAACGAGUUAAUAAAGGUCGUGGAGGAACAGGAGGAGGAUUCAACAGGGACAGAACCCGGAGAGSUUUCAACGUCGUCAAUACAUAUGGCCAGAACGAUGAGUCUAAGUCACACAACGGCAACGAAGUCUAUCAAAAUCGGAUCUUGAUUCAUACAAUUACCAAAUUACUUGGUUGUCGAGUAACCCUAGAAACAUACAAUGGAGUAAUCUAUGAUGGUAUUCUAAAGACAAUGUCACCAAAGGGUGACUUGAUCUUGGAAAUGGCUCAUAUGUGUGCAAAAAGGAAUGAACAUCAAAAGAUAGAGGAUUUCAUCCAAGUCCCUUCAAGAAAUGAGGUUAUUAAUACUCUUGUGUUGGGUGCCAAGCAUGUUGUUUAUAUGUCAAUAUCAAAUGUGGAUCUUGAGGAAGUCAAAAAAGAUAAUUUCACUGAUCAAGCUAUUAGCAGUCGUGGCUUGAAUGGGCAACUUGGUAAUGAUCGUCAACUGCAGAAAUGGGAAGAUCCCUCUGUUGWACCUGAUGAAUCUCUGACUCUUGAUGAACAAAAUGUGAAUGGUCUUGAUCCAAAUGAGAUGUUUCUUGCCAAUGAGAAAUUUGGUGUAAAAUCUACAUUUGAUGAAGAUAUGCUGUCAUACACCACACCUAUUGAAGGAUCCAAGGAACUGGAAUACAAAGCAGAAAGACUUGCAAGGGAGAUUGAAGAGGAAAAUAACUACAGAGAUAAUUCUGAAUUAGACAGUGGUAAAACAGAAGAAGAAUUAUUCUCUGCUGUUGUCCGGAAUUCUCCUUCAAUAGAMCAUUCUCAGGCUGGUAAAGKCAAGCACRGUUCCCCAGCUAGAGAUGACAGCAAGCAUGACRCAUCAGUAGAUUCCCCUAAGAGUGUUUCACCUAAACCACAGAGGGUUCAACAAAGAGAACCAGCCAUACCUGAUGUCAUCAACAAGCCAAUUACAGUCACUCCUGUUGAACAGGUGAAGAAAGAUGGAACAACAGCUAGUAACCAGGUAACCCUGUCUACAACCAACAAGGUCCAACCUCAUGUUGUAGGCGGAGAAAAAUCUGGUAUAAACAUCAUUGGCAUCAAAGAAUCCUCACCAUCUAGUACUCAAAAUAAACCUAAAUCCACUCCUGAGGAUAGCAGCAAAGUGAAAGAUGAAGAAAGUGACACCAGGACAAAAGGACCAGAAUACUGCAAAUACAGAACAAGAACAGAAAGAUACUCUUAAAGCAACAGAACAAAAGACAACUGAAAAUACACAAAAGACUGAAGAAAAACCAAAAUUUAAAUUGAAUCCAGAUGCUAAGGAAUUUAAACCAUGUCUAGUAACCAGUACAAAGACACCACCAUUACAGCCUUCAUACAUCCCAUAUGCACCAUCUCCAACACAAGGUAUUCAUAGAAUGCAAGGAUUCACAACUAUGAUGCGGCCACAGAUGAAACCACGUUCUCCAUUCACUCAAGGUCAGCGCUAUAUGCGUACUGAUGACUCUCAUAGUGGUAGCCCAAUCUCUGCUACUGCUGCCACAGGAAGCCCAAUAAUUGCACAACCUGGACCAAUCCCCCAGUUUAUUGCUCUACCAUCACAUCAACAGUUCCCAAAUAUGGUACAUCAAAUGCCACCCCAGGGUUAUAAUAUACAAGUACAUCCUGGGCAUCAAGGAGGACAGCAGCACUACAUGCCACCACAAACUGUUGGAAUGUCAACAGCUCAGAGUGUUGCUCAGGGAUAYCAAGAAAACACUAUGCCUCUAUAUGUUCCAAGUAACAUUCAAAUGGCUCCAGCACCAUCAUAUCCAGGAUCUCCACAGGCCAGUCCAACAACRUCUGGCCAGUUUCAACUUCAGUACAUUCCACAAAUGAUUCCCCAGCAGCAGGGCAAUCAACCAAUGCCGCAAGCCGUCAUUGCCCACUCAGCGCCRCCACCCCAACCUGUCUUUGUAGUACCACAACAACCCAAUCAACAACCUGUAGCAAUGCAUGGUAUUCCUGGACCUGGAAGUCCAUUGUUAAACCAAUUUGUUCCUGGUCCACAGCAGCACUUCCCACAAGGAAACUAAUUUUCUCGAAUUCACAAAUGGGAAAUUUUGCUUGCCGCCCUUAAUGUCUGCAGAUCUUCUUCCCAUUUUGCGCCCUCUCAAUUUUUUUGCUAUUGAGAUUUUACUUUCAAUUGCAGCAU